Messenger RNA from Lucilia sericata (common green bottle fly), 2801 nucleotides. RefSeq names its product alpha-protein kinase 1. Gene Ontology annotation, molecular function: DNA-binding transcription factor activity, RNA polymerase II-specific; RNA polymerase II cis-regulatory region sequence-specific DNA binding. The transcript is spliced from 4 exons. Gene Ontology annotation, biological process: regulation of transcription by RNA polymerase II. Gene Ontology annotation, cellular component: nucleus. The coding region runs from base 524 to 2431 and encodes 635 amino acids. NCBI's taxonomy places the organism in Eukaryota, Metazoa, Arthropoda, Insecta, Diptera, Calliphoridae. The record is from RefSeq and is a predicted model, not a curated record.
UGUAUACAUUUUCAACUGAAGUUUUUUUUGUUUGUUUCCCUUUUUUUGGAUUUUUUCGGGCUAAAGAAGUGCAUUGAAAUGCAAACAAGGCUUUUGCAAAAGUAAUCAUCAUAGUAUCCCCCAUAAAAAAAAAAUACCCACAAAAAAAAAUAAAAAAAUAUUCAUUGAUUCUCAGAUUGUGGAGCAGAAAGUGUGUUAUAAUAAAAAAAAACGAAAUAAAACCAAAACUGUGUCUAAAGAUAUUUUUGUAAAAUAUUGGUCAAAUGCAAGACAGCCUUUAAAACAUUAAGGAAAAUAAUUUAAAGAGAAUUUUCGCCCAGCGAAAUUAUUUUAAUUAAAUAAGAAAAAUAUUAACAAACUUAAUUAAAUUUAAACAAAUUUCUACGCUAAACACUAUGGCUAAGACUAAAAAGCUAAUAAAGAAAUUUACAAAAUAUUUUUUUAAAACUCUUAUACAUAACAAUUUAAUUAUACGUAAGAAAAACUUUACUAAUUUUAAUACGAAAAUCCUUAAGGAGAGAAAAUGAAUUUUACACCAUUUGGUAAUCCAUUUCCCGGUUCUAUACCGGGUAUAGCCCAGUUUACUGCCACCACAACACCUUUGGUAUCGACAGUAACAUCGGCUUCGGCGGUGGCCACGGUAACAGCAACUACCACACUGCAACAACAGCAGCAGCAACAACAACAGCAGCAGCAGCAACAGCAACAAGAUACUGUAACAAUAGCGGGCAAUCGUUACCAGCAACAGCAGCAGCAACAACAACCUAGUACCUCUACCAUUAGUAUGACCCAUUUCAAUCAACCUGCCAUACAAGUUGCCACCGCUACUGCUGUUACCGCUUUGCCCGCCAAAUUUCGCACCAACAACGAUGAUUCUCAAGGUGAUAAAUACAAUGGUCAUAUGGUUGCGUUAGCAGCUGCUGGUGUGGGCAAUCAACAGCAAGCCCAGCAACAACAGCAGCAGCAACAACAACAACAAACUACACAGUAUACUACUAUACCCGCCUACAAUCAACAAACUGAAGAUAAACGUUUAGUACAAGCCGCCAUAGCUUAUCCUCAAAAUACCAUAACAGCUUCCACCUCAGCAGCAGCGGCUGCUACUGCCUUAGGUUUACAACAAGCUCAAUUACAGCCCUCAACAUCGACGCAGCAAUUGCAGACACAGCUAGCAGCACCUCAGGAGUUAACUCAGGAUUUAUGCAAUGCCAUAUUGCAACAACAAGGUGUGGAUUCAAAACGUGUGUUACAAAAUACCUCAUGGCAAUCAUUAACCCCUGGUACUACGGUUGCAGAUUAUCUAUCACAUCUUCCGGCUAAUACAUUGCCACUAUCAUUACAUCAUUUUUUAAAAUAUUCAGCAGAGAAUAUUAAAAAGGAAAACCAAAAUGUAGUUUUACAGGUACAAACGGGACCACCAUUGGGUUUAAACACCUUGGGCGGCUCUACCACAAUCACAAUACCUCAGCAGCAAUUGCAGCAAGUAACGGCUACAAUACAAGAACAACAGCAGCAGCAACAACAACAACAGCAGCAACAACAACAAAACACAGCCACCGCCACUUUGCCCUUGUUACAAACCCAACCUACAACAAGUGUUUUAGCUGCCACUUUACAGACUACCCAACAGCAGGCUACACCUAUAGAGCCCAGUACUAGCGCGGCAGCCACUACCACUACCCCUAAACGUAAAAAACGAAAAAAGCGUGUUAAGGAACGAAAACCUAAACCCAGACCCGGCGAAAUACGUUUAACCACCGCUUUAGAUGGUAGUCCUUUGUACAUGUGUCCCGAAUGCCAAGUGGCUUAUCCCGAACCUGAAUUGCUAGAAAUCCAUUUAAUAGGUCAUAAUUCUGAAAGGAGAUACAUCUGCGAUAUAUGCCAAGCAACACUUAAAAGAAAAGAUCAUCUGACGCGUCACAAACAGUCCCACAAUCCCGAAAGACCUUUUAUAUGUACGGUUUGCUUGAAGGCUUUCAAAAGAAAAGAACAAUUAAGUCUGCAUUUUGUCAUACAUUCCGGCGAGAAGCGUCAUAUAUGUCAGGAAUGUGGCAAAGGUUUCUAUCGUAAAGAUCAUUUGAGAAAACACACCAGAUCCCAUAUAGCACGUAGAGUUAAGGCUGAGUUAAGUAUGCAGAAUGAAAGUGAAAAUGGUACUAGUAUGCUGCAGCCAGUGGCAGGAGCCUUGGCCGUGGUGCAAGCCACUUUACAGCAAGUUCAGCAGCAGCAACAACAACAACAGCAGCAACAGCCUCAAACACAAACCCAGCAAACCACACAAGUGCAGCAACAACAAGUACAACAACAACAACAGCAGCAAGUACAACAACAAUUGCAGAGCCAACAACUACAACAGCAACAUGUGGUUAUCACCCAGCAACAGAAUCCCCAGCAGCAGCAGACCCAGCAACAAAUGCAACUGCCUAAUUAGCCCCCACCUGGUGGCACACAGCAAGAAUUUUGUAAAGUUAGCUAGUUACACAUUUUUGUUGUUGUUGUCAUUAUUUAUUAACAAAUUAACACAAUUUUUUUACAUUUUUCAUAAUUUCCAUUCUUAUCAAAAACUUUCUUCUUACAACACAAUUUUGUUUACUAUUUUUUUCCAUUAAAAGCUUUUGCACACUCUUAACUUUAUUAUAAUUUAUCUUAAAAACACUUUAAUCUUCAUAAACAACAUUUAUUUAACACUUUCGCUAUUUAAUUUGUAUGUUUUACUUUAAAAAUUAAAAUUUUCUUUAUUUCUUUUCACAACUAAAUGACUUUUCACAUUUUUCUACAAAGUACCGUUACUUUUGGUUUGU